Penicillium atrosanguineum is the source of this 1491-nucleotide messenger RNA. RefSeq lists its product as uncharacterized. NCBI's taxonomy places the organism in Eukaryota, Fungi, Ascomycota, Eurotiomycetes, Eurotiales, Aspergillaceae. The transcript is spliced from 2 exons. Gene Ontology annotation, molecular function: N-acetyltransferase activity. Bases 1 to 1491 code for a protein of 496 amino acids. The record is from RefSeq and is a predicted model, not a curated record.
AUGGGCCCAGCCCCUAUCUUCAUUACUGCUCUGACAGCAAAGGUGAUCGUCGAAUCUACAACGAACAUGUCACAGCCAACAACCUUUCUGAGGUUCGCAAGUCCUAAUGAACGCCGCACCAUCAGCCGAGAAGAUGUCGGCUAUUACAACGCCCUUAUCAUAGCAGCAGUCUACGAGAUUGCAGGUGAAGACGUAGACGUUACUUCAACUCAGUCUUUCAUUUCUCCCUUGAAGUACUGCAUCCAGGAGCACCCAUUCCUGAGUGUGAUCGUCAAGGACAAACAUACAGAAAACCCCGCUUUCGAAGGAGCUUCAAGCAUGAACCUCGAAGACCAUAUCUUGAUAGUCCAUGACGAGACCAGUGACGAGAUAACUGCUUUUCAAAACAUCCUCCCGCCGAUCCUUGACCGGCCUUGGACCGCUGAUGUGCCCCCAUGGCGAAUUGUUGUCCUUCCUCUAGCUUCGCAUGACUCCAAAGUGAAGCGUUGCUUUAUAGUCUUUUCGUUCUCCCAUACCCUCGGAGAUGGCAUGGUUGGAUUGACAUUCCAUCGUACUUUCUUAAACGCAUGGCAGAAGAACACCAUCGCAGAUGAGAAAGAGUCCUUCUUAGUGACACCACCAGCGCAAGUGCUCACGGCGCCCUUCGACACGCCUGAAAAACUCCCCAUAUCCUGGAAGUUCCUCCUGGCACCCCUGCUAGCAGUGUAUCUACCAGAUUUCCUGAACAACCUCUUCGGUCUCCGCCCAGCCGUCAGCCCAGUCGAUGAUGGCACAUGGACAGGCGCGCCCAUUUUCGUCAACCCGAACACAACAACCAGACUCAGAAUCCUCGAGAUUGAAGCCCCGCUAGUCAAGAACGCUCUACAAGCAGCAAGAUCCCACGAUGCCAAGCUCACCGCAACUAUGCACCUACUAAUCGCCCGGGCCUUGAGCCAGGCUUUUACCGACCCCAAGAUCACCAAUUUCGUCUCCGGGACGGCGGUCGAUAUGCGCUCAUCCGUCGGAAUCCCAGCUUACACGUGGGGCCUCUACGUAAAUGGUCAUUACGAGGCCCAUUCACGUAUACAUGAGAUCGGGCCCGAAUUCUCAGAUGAAAUGUGGGCUUCUGCAAGCUCCAUUACGAAGAGAUUAGCCGAAUGCCAUGUGAGACUACAUGAUCAAGCCAUCGGUCUUUUGAGAUACGUUCCCAGCAUAAGAAAAUGGAUACAAGGGAAAGUUGGGCAUGCAAGAGAUUGCUCGUUUGAAUUCAGCAAUCUGCUUGCCUUUGAUGGUGGUCGGAAUCCGGAUUGCAAUAUUAGCAAGAUGGUUUUUUCGAGGCCUGCUAAUCCCAUUAGCGCGCCUAUGGACUUUAACGUUAUUAGUUGUAAGGGGAGUAGCUUGAUCUGUACGAUUAGUUGGCAAGCUGGAGCUUGGGGUGUGCCUGUCGAGGAGGAGAGGGUGUUGGUUGAUGGCAUAUGCUCAUCGCUUCGACAAGGGUUCGAGGCCUUCUGA